Molecule: messenger RNA, 1087 nt
Organism: Cydia amplana
Lineage: Eukaryota; Metazoa; Arthropoda; Insecta; Lepidoptera; Tortricidae
Product: protein ENL-like
Exons: 3
Coding region: 229-1053 (274 amino acids)
Biological process (GO): positive regulation of DNA-templated transcription
Cellular component (GO): transcription elongation factor complex
Molecular function (GO): chromatin binding
Source: RefSeq, a predicted model, not a curated record
AUGUGACGUCACCCCCUCGCGCCCCGCCCCGCGCGGUCAUUCAAUGAUUCAGUGAUAAACACAACUCGAAGGCGCGUUCUCGUUCGUCGCCGUCGCUAGUCGCUCUGACCCGCUCCGAUCCAUGAGCUGAUGAAGGCCGUGUAGUGACCAGUGAAGCCACGAGCAUGACGGUGGCUUGCAGGCAACCAUCGCCGCAGGGACAACGGCGGUUUUACCAUAUUCUAGAAAAUGACUGAAGGUCGUCAACAUGACAAGUCGAUGUGCAUACGCAUCUGGUUGGAGGUGGGUCACGCGUGCGAGCCGCGGCACUCGUCAUCCGGCCGCGCCGACUGGCGGGUGUGGGUCCGCGGCGUGGCCGGCGCUGACAUCAGCAACUUCGUGCACAAGGUGGUCUUCCACUUGCAUCCGGCCACGGAGUUCGUCUAUCCUAAGAGAGUUCUCCAAGAGCCGCCAUAUGAGAUUCAAGAGUCUGGCUGCGCGUCUAUCGAAAUUCCUAUCCACGUGUACCUGAAAUACAGCGCCAAGCCGAAGAGGAUACGGCUUAAAUAUAGUCUACUGAUAGAUAACAGCGCACCGAGCAGCUCGGAGUCCCGGUGUAUCUACUACGACUUCGGGAACCCGUCCGAGCAGCUCCGACAGUGUCUGAUGAGGGCUGGAGGCGAGGUCAUCGCCAGAACAGGCGCGUUAACACACCCCGGCAGCUUGCUGGUAGUCCUCUCUGACAGCGGCGAAGAGCGGCCACGCCACAGCAAACAAAAGAAGUACGAAUUCGUCGAACCCAUUCAGACCAAAGAGCAUUACGAGAAGAAAGUUUACGACCGCUCCAAGUGCGAAUCGCCGGUGGAUUUCAGGAGUUUGCUGAGACAGGUGUCGAUGACAGAGGACGAGAUAAAGCACGUGUCGCAGCUGUAUUUAUCGUACAGUAGUUAUGAGAAGUCCGGUGACGCGCUGCCGCUGCCGCCGCUAUCGGAUCCGAUUUAUCAGGUACCCGAGUUGCCGGCGUCGCUACGCCGUGCGCUUACCAGCGUAGAGGCCGACUAUGCGAUGCAGUGACCCCUUAAGCUCUGUAUUCACAGACUUGCAAGAG